Messenger RNA from Cannabis sativa, 2598 nucleotides. Its product is annotated as ferric reduction oxidase 4-like. Gene Ontology annotation, molecular function: oxidoreductase activity. The coding region runs from base 261 to 2396 and encodes 711 amino acids. NCBI's taxonomy places the organism in Eukaryota, Viridiplantae, Streptophyta, Magnoliopsida, Rosales, Cannabaceae. The transcript has 8 exons. The record is from RefSeq and is a predicted model, not a curated record. Gene Ontology annotation, cellular component: plasma membrane.
AAAGCAAUAAUAGAUACAUUAUUUUCAUCAUUCUUUCAUUUUGACUUCUCAUUAUAAGUGUUUAAAAUCCACUUGUAUAUAAGCAUGAAUCAUGCUCUUUUGCUUCACACAUACAUUUUAUGAGAUAUAAAGCAUUAUACUUGUACUGUAUAUAUAUAGAAGCUUGCCUCUAAGAACAUUAUUUCAGUGGUACUAGCAAAAGGGGUUUCUCCUCUCAUCUUUGGAAAGAGUUUCCAAAGCCAAUUAGAAAAUAAUAUAAGAUGAAGAUGAGGAACACAGUCCUAAAGACAAUCUUCCUUGUGGUGUUUAUUGGGUCGUUAUUGGUUUGGGUUUUGCUACCUACAAAAUCUUACAAUAAGAAAUGGACUCCUAAGCUAACCACCAAACUCAGCUCAACUACAUACUUACGAGAGCAAGGGACAAAUCUUCUUCUUUUUACAUUCCCUAUGAUGUUUAUAGGAGCUUUGAGCUGUGUUUAUCUUCAUCUCCAGAAGAAAUCCAAUAACAAGUCAUCCUCCAACAGUAGUGGUGGUGUAACAAGCAGCCAAUUUCAUCGUACUUUGGCUUCGUGGAGAAAUCCAGUCAGUGUAAAAGCACCUCUGGGAAUAGUUAGCUCAGUAGAGAUCUGUUUUGUGCUCAUGUUUAUUGCUCUCCUCACAUGGUCUCUAGCUAAUUACUUAUAUGUCAGUUUUGGCAGUCUUCACAUGCAUAAAGUGGGAGAGAAAGUAUGGCAAGCAAAAUUCAGGAGUGUUUCACUAAGACUUGGUUAUAUUGGAAACACAUGCUGGGCAUUUCUGUUUUUUCCAGUAACAAGAGGCUCUUCAAUUCUUCCUCUGGUUGGACUCACAUCAGAGUCUAGCAUUAAAUAUCACAUUUGGCUUGGUCAUCUCUCCACGGUUCUUUUUACUGCUCACACCGUUGGAUUCUUCAUUUACUGGGCCAUGACCGAUCAAAUGGUCGAUGCACUAGAGUGGAGCCAAACUUAUGUGUCAAAUGUAGCAGGAGAGAUUGCAAUGGUAUUUGCAUUUGCCAUUUGGGCAACCAGUUUAAAUAAAGUUAGGAGAAAAAUGUUUGAGCUGUUUUUCUAUACUCACCACCUCUAUACACUGUAUAUAAUCUUUUAUGUACUCCACGUUGGUUCUGCCUACCUCUGCAUGAUUCUUCCGGGGAUAUUCCUCUUCCUUAUCGAUCGAUACUUGAGAUUUUUACAGUCACGGAAUCGAAUCAAAUUACUCUCCUCUCGUCUUCUGCCUUGUGGAGCUUUUGAACUCAAUUUUGCCAAGACUCAAGAGUUGGAGUAUAAUCCGACGAGUAUUUUGUUUAUAAAUGUGCCAACAAUUUCAAAGCUUCAAUGGCACCCUUUUACAGUAACUUCUAACUGUAAUAUGGAGCCUGAUAAGCUAAGUAUUGUCAUUAAAAGCCAAGGAAGUUGGUCUCAAAAAUUGUACAAGCAGCUUUCUAAUGUGGAUCACUUGGGUGUUUCUGUUGAAGGACCAUAUGGGCCAUCCUCAUUUUCCUUUCUAAGGCAUGAAGCUCUAAUUAUGGUGUGUGGUGGAAGUGGGAUUACUCCUUUCAUCUCUAUAAUCCGAGAGAUAAUGUUCCAAAACACAAUUCCCAACUCUCACAUUCCUCGAGUUGUCCUUAUUUGUGCAUUCAAGAACUCAGCUGAUCUGGCCAUGUUAGACCUCUUGCUUCCCAUAUCAAGUCCACAAGCAAAUCAAAUCUCCCAAAUAGAGCUUCAAAUAGAAGCUUACGUAACCCAAGAGAGCGAGCAACCAACAAUUGAAGCACAAAGCCCAAUACAAACCGUAUUGUUCAAGCCCAACCCACUAGACUCACCCAUCUCUGCAACUCUAGGCCCAAACAGCUGGCUUUGGCUGGGUGCAAUAAUCUCCUCCUCUUUUGUCUUGUUCCUCUUAGUGUUGGGCUUGGUAACUCGUUACUAUAUUUAUCCCGUGGAUAAAUCUGGGGGAUUUUACCACUACUCUUACAGAUGUCUUUGGGACAUGUUCUUGGUGUGUGCUUGCAUUUGCUUGGCCUCAAGUGUGGCUUUUGUUUUGUCAAAUAAGAGUCGUAACUCUAAGAAAGAUAAUAAUAAUAAUAAACAAAUUCAACACUUGGAAAUGGAGACGCCACCGACGUCGUCUCCGGCUGCAUGGUCUUACGUAGUAGGGAAUAGAGAGGUGGAAAGCCUUCCUAAUCAGUCACUAGCGCAAGCUAUGAAAGUCCAUUUUGGUGCCAGGCCUGAUCUUAAGAAAAUCUUGUUUGAGUCGAAAGCUUCUGAUGUUGGAGUUCUUGUUUGUGGGCCAAGAAAGAUGAGACACGAGGUUGCCAAAAUUUGUGCCUCUGGUUUGGCAGAUAAUCUACAUUUUGAGUCCAUUAGUUUUAACUGGUGAAGUUGUAAAUAUGAGUAUAUGUAUACUAUAUUGCCCUAUACUUGUGUAUGUGGAUUUUGUAUCACGUGUAAACUAGUCUAAGUACAUAAAAUAUUAGCUAAUGUCAGUUUGUACAAGGGAAUAAUACCCUUUGCCAUAAAUUGUACUCAUCGUAUUAUAUAUAACUGUAAAAAGAGAGUAGCAUCAUAUUUUCUAGAUAAAA